Ilex paraguariensis (yerba mate) is the source of this 931-nucleotide messenger RNA. The record is from the annotation of a GenBank genome assembly. Lineage: Eukaryota; Viridiplantae; Streptophyta; Magnoliopsida; Aquifoliales; Aquifoliaceae.
AUGGUGAAGUAUUCGAGGGAGCCCGACAACCCCACCAAAUCUUGCAAAGCCAGGGGCUCCGAUCUCAGAGUUCAUUUUAAGAAUACGAGAGAGACUGCUCAUGCAAUUAGGAAAUUGCCUUUGAUCAAGGCUAAAAGGUACCUGGAUGAUGUCCUUGCCCACAAACAAGCCAUUCCAUUCACACGAUUCUGUCGUGGAGUUGGGCGCACUGCUCAGGCAAAGAAUCGUCAUUCAAAUGGACAAGGACGUUGGCCAGUUAAAUCAGCAAGGUUUAUUCUAGAUUUGCUGAAGAACGCUGAGAGUAAUGCUGAAGUGAAAGGCUUGGAUGUGGAUUCACUUUACAUAUCUCACAUCCAGGUUAAUCAAGCACAGAAGCAGAGGCGUCGCACAUACCGUGCCCAUGGAAGAAUCAACCCGUACAUGUCAUCUCCCUGCCAUAUCGAGUUGAUUUUGUCCGAAAAGGAAGAAGCUGUCCAGAAGGAGCCUGAGACUCAGUUAGCUACAAGGAAGCCAAAGAAGAAUCAAGCAUUGCGCAGUGGAGCUUCCUCUUGAAUCAAGAGUGUAGUCUGAUUUUUCAAAAAGUGAAGAAUUUCCUUUUUGUCCCCAGUAUCAUGAAACCUGCUUUUGUGUUGCUUUUUAAGGAUUUGUUAUUUGAAGUAAUUUUAUAUUAUCUUUUCUGAUUUCAGAACUUAUGCUGAAACAUAUAUUAGUUCAUUAUUGAGUAGUUUAUCAUUUUUGGCUGUGGAGGGAGAAAGCUGUGUUAUUUUCUGUGGAAUUUUGCUGGCAGCCAGUGGUGUAUGAUCCAUUUAAUAUAAUGGGUGGAUGGAUGGAAAAGGGGAAGAAUAGGUAAAAAAAAUGAUGUUUUGUUGGGAAGAAAAGGUGGAUGAAUUAGUUUUUCUUCAAAUUUUUUGAAAUCUAUCUUCAUAAAAUU